GGCAGCUCCCGCACCGCACGGCGCAGCAUGAGGCGAGACGCGAACACUGAGGUCCUCGCGAUCCUGUGCCUGGCCGCCCUGGCGGUCAAGGGAGUGGUGGGCAGCCAAGACCUGGAGUACGACGGCCACUCCACGGGCAGCGACGGAGGAGGUGGUCUAGACACCAGCUACGGCCAUGGCUCGGGCGAGGUCCAACACAGUGCAGCUGGAGGAUACGCUGACGGUUACGGACAUGGAGGUGCGCAGUCGAGUGGUUACGGCCAAGGCGACUCGUCGUACGGCGGUUACGAACAAGGUGGUCACGUGUAUGGAGGAUCGUCUAACGGAGGAUACGAACAAGACGGGUCAUCGUAUGGUGGCCACGGAUAUGGGGGUUCAUCAUAUGGAGGGUAUGGACAAGGAGACUUGUCUCACGGUAGCUACGGUGGAUCAUCUUAUGGGGGCUAUGGGGGAUCAUCCUAUGGUGGAUCUUAUGGUGGAUAUGGGCAUGCAUCAUCGUCAUAUGGCGGUGGUGGACACAGCGGACAGUUCAAACCCAGUUAUGGUCCUUACUAUGCCAGCGGGUAUGGCCAUGGUCACUAUGACCUGGGGAAGAUAAUAACCAUUCACCAGAAAGUGAAGAUCCCCAUACUGGUGCCAAAGCCCUACCCCGUGCACAUUCAAGUGGAAAAACACGUGCCUGUCCGUGUGGAUAGGCCAGUGCCAUAUCCAGUGAAGGUUCCUGUUUAUCGGCCUGUGCCGAUUCCAGUGGUGAAGAAAGUGCCCUAUCCCGUCGAGAAACCGGUGCUCGUGCCGGUGAAAAUUCACGUGGACCGCCCCUAUCCCGUUCACGUGCCCGUCGAGAAGAAGGUGUUGUUCCCUGUCAAAGUGAAGGUCCCAGUGCCCCACCAUUACCCAGUGCCAGUGGAAAAACCUUACCCAGUGUUCUAUGAAAAGAAGGUCGCUGUGCCCGCGCCGUACGCAGUCCCAGUGAAGGUGCCCGUGCCGAAGCCGUACCCUGUGCACGUGAAAGUACCUUACCUGGUGCACGUGGACCGUCCGUACCCAGUGCACGUGAAGGUGCCUGUGGAUAGGCCGUACCCGGUUCCGGUACCCAAACCAUACCCAGUAACGGUGGAGAAGCACGUUCCAGUGACCGUGGAGAAGCAUGUGCCCUACCCAGUGAAGGUGCCGGUGGAUCGACCGUACCCAGUGGUCGUACCCAAGCCGUACCCGGUCACCGUGGAGAAGCACAUGCCUUACCCGGUUCAGAAACCAGUACCUUAUCCAGUCGAGAAGCACGUGCCCUAUCCGGUGAAGGUGCUGGUGGACCGGCCGGUUCCCGUGCCGGUGGCCAAGCCGUACCCGGUCACCGUGGAGAAGCACGUGCCGUACCCGGUGGAGAAACCGGUGCCAUACCCGGUCAAGGUGGCGGUUGAGAGGCCUGUGCCGUACCCGGUGGAGAAGCCAGUGCCAUACCCGGUGCAGGUGCACGUGCCGGUACCCGUCGAGUCCUCGCACGGGCACCACGGGUACCACGAGUCCCACAGCGGGCAGUCCCACCACUACCUUCACCAGAGACAGCAGCGGACCGAUGGCGAGGCUGACGAGUGAGUGGGUCCAUGAUGCGGGACAGAUCAGUGGUCACCUUAAGAAGUACGACCGUCAGCUACUUCUAGUGCGUGCUGCUUCGAUCAAAUAACUUUUAUAUGCGAUGCAUCAGAUGUUGUGCUGUGAUUAUAGUUGAAAUUAAGGCAAAAAACAUUCUAAAGAUUGUUCAAAGUUAAUUUUUAAUGUAUUUAUUUUUAUUAAAAGCUUACCUAGUUUAAAUUAAUGCACCAAAAUAUGUACAUAGCCUACAUACUCAGUUUUCUGUAGAGAAUAUAUUUAAUUGUUUGUAUAAAGGAAAAAUUUUGUCUAGCAAAAUAAAAUGCUUCGAAAUAAAAAAAAA
Bacillus rossius redtenbacheri is the source of this 1930-nucleotide messenger RNA. RefSeq lists its product as uncharacterized. Bases 28 to 1593 code for a protein of 521 amino acids. The transcript is spliced from 2 exons. The record is from RefSeq and is a predicted model, not a curated record. NCBI's taxonomy places the organism in Eukaryota, Metazoa, Arthropoda, Insecta, Phasmatodea, Bacillidae.